AUGAUUGAGGAGGACCUGAAGGGUUAUCUCGACUGGAUUACCCAGGCUGAAGAUAUCGACCCCGAGGAACGUGCUGACCAAGAUCAAAUCGAAAUGGAGGCAUCGACCCGGGAAGAAUACGGCGAGAACUACUCCGAGUCGUGGCUCACCAAGCGGAAAAAGGAGUAUGACAGUAUCCUGGAGAUUGUGCUCAAUUUCACGGAUCUUCUUCCGCCUCUUGGCUUGUCCGUCCUGCGAUGCGUUCGCUUGCUGCGUGUUUUCAAAGUUACCAGGUAUUGGAAAAGCAUGGGUAACCUGAUCAGGUCCCUGGUGAAUUCUAUCAAAUCCAUCGUGGCCCUGAUCGCGCUGUUGUUCCUGCUGAUCUUCGUUUUCGGCCUCCUGGGCAUGCAGAUUUUUGGCGGGAAAAUGGAGGAACGGAGCAAUUUCGAUAGCUUUUCACAGUCCAUGAUCACUGUGUAUUGGCGGUCCUUGUCGAACCUGGUGGCGUCGUUGCUCAAUUCCAUCCAAUCCAUUGCUUCCCUGAUCCUGCUUCUGUUCCUCUUCAUAAUAAUUUUUGCCUUGCUCGGCAUGCAAGUUUUCGGAGGGAAAUUCAACUUCGAAAGCGAGGAGAAGCCUCGUUCGAAUUUUGAUACUUUUUGGCAAGGGCUUCUAACCGUCUUCCAGAUAUUAACUGGUGAAGAUUGGAACGCCGUGAUGUAUGAUGGAAUUCGUGCCUAUGGUGGAGUCGCUGGCAUCGGAGCUUUGGCGUCGAUUUACUUCAUCAUCCUUUUCAUUUGCGGAAAUUAUAUCCUGCUCAAUGUUUUCUUGGCCAUCGCCGUGGAUAACUUGGCCGACGCCGAGGACAUGACAGCGAUUGAGAAAGAAGAGGAAGAGGCGGCUGCAGCUGCUGCGGCCGCCCAAAAGGAAGUAGAGGACGCCGCGGCGGCGGCAGCAGCGGACGGCGAAGGUGAAGGAGAAUUCGGCGACGAUCAACGAAGAAAAUCCGACGCCAGUCACAUGAACCACGUCGGCAGUAAUCACCGACAUGACCGUCGAGUCUCUGUGUUGGAGCCAAUCGAGGUGAAAGUAACGAACGCCAACGGCGUGGAAGUCGCCGUCGUCGUGGACGCCUUCAAAGAAAUGCCCAAAGCUGGCGGCGCCGCCGACGUCGCCUCAAGAGCCGUUGGUGUCGACGACGCCGACACAGGCGACACCAGUGACAACAACAAUAGACCCUCGGGGAAUCCCAAGGGCCUCGACGACCUCGGCGACGUCGAUACUGACGGCAUCGACAACGACGACGGCGAUGAAGUUGCCAGCAAUAAUGACGGCAACUCAGCUGUCGGCACUGCUGUGCCAAUGCCGCAACACGUCGUCGUGGCUCGUCCGCGUCGAGUGUCGGACAUCAGUUUCGGCGACACCAGAAAGCCGCUGCCGAAGGCGUCCAGCUUUUUUCUCUUUUCGCCCGCCAAUAGUAGGAUAAAUACGGCGUCGUUCCCACGGAACGCGAUGUACGUUGCUUGCUACCAGGAUCUGGAAGAGCUGGACGAAGAGGAGGAGGAGGAGGAGGAGGAGGAGGAAGAAGAGGAGGACGACGAGGAAGGGCAGGGCCGUGUGGGAGCCCGCCCCCGGCGCAUGUCCGAGUUGGACAGCCAGCCCGUGAUCACGCCCAUGCCGUUGGCGCGCUCCUUCUUCCUCUUUGCGCAGGACAACAGUUCGUCUUUUGUUAAUUAUCUGGAUGCUGAUUGUAAUCACGUCGAAUUUCAUGAGGUUUUCUUGUGGGUGCCAAUUAGAUUCCGGGUGAUGUGCCACUUUGUGUGCAAUCACAGUUACUUCAGCAACAUCAUCCUGGCGUGUAUCCUCAUAUCUUCGGCCAUGCUGGCUGCGGAGGAUCCUUUACAAUCCUCAUCACCUAGGAACCAAAUUCUGAAUUACUUCGACAUGUUUUUCACAAGUGUGUUCACGGUGGAGAUCUGCAUCAAAGUGAUCGCCUACGGGUUCAUUUUGCAUGACGGCGCGUUUCUGCGCUCGGCAUUCAAUUUGCUCGACUUGUUGGUUGUGACUGUUUCUCUAGUGUCCUUUGGGCUCAGUAAUGGAGCCAUAAGCGUGGUGAAGAUUUUGCGUGUGCUGAAAGUGCUGCGGCCGUUGAGGGCCAUUAACCGGGCCAAGGGCUUGAAGCACGUGGUUCAGUGUGUGAUUGUUGCUGUGAAGACAAUCGGCAAUAUUGUCGUUGUCACGACUCUGCUCCAGUUCAUGUUUGCUGUUAUCGGGGUGCAGCUGUUCAAAGGGAAAUUUUUCAUGUGUAGUGACACGUCGAAGAUGACCGAAGCGGAAUGCCAUGGUUCUUACGUAGUGUAUGAAGACGGGAAUUUGAACAACCCGAUUGUAAAAGAUCGCGAAUGGUAUCGCUACGAAUUCCACUACGACAAUGUCGGCAAGGCGAUGCUUACAUUGUUUACAGUGUCAACUUUCGAGGGCUGGCCACCGUUGUUGUACGUGUCGAUAGACUCACAUACGCCGGACACGGGACCAAUUUACAAUUACCGGCCGUUCAUCGCAGUCUAUUAUUUCGUGUACAUCAUCAUUAUUGCGUUUUUCAUGGUCAACAUCUUCGUGGGUUUCGUCAUUGUCACCUUCCAGUCUGAGGGAGAGCAGGAGUACAAGAAUUGCGAGCUUGACAAAAAUCAAAGAAACUGCAUUGAUUUCGCGUUGAAAGCGAAGCCGGUGCGUCGGUACAUCCCGAAAAACAGGGUUCAGUAUCGGAUAUGGUGGUUCGUGACGUCCACUCAAUUUGAAUACGUCAUCUUCGUCCUCAUCAUGGUGAACACGAUUUCCUUGGCCAUGAAGUUCCACAAUCAACCGCCGGGUUACACCCAGGGCCUCGACGUUCUCAACAUGAUUUUCACGGCCGUUUUCGCCCUGGAAUUCGUUUUGAAAAUCCUGGCUUUCAAACCGAAGAAUUACUUCGGAGACGCGUGGAACGUAUUUGACUUCAUCAUUGUUCUCGGAAGCUUCAUCGACAUCGUUUACGCCGAAAUGAGCUCGGGGAAAAGUAUCAUCAGCAUCAACUUUUUCCGCCUGUUCCGAGUGAUGAGGCUUGUCAAGUUGUUGAGCAGAGGUGAAGGCAUUCGAACUUUGCUUUGGACAUUCAUAAAAUCUUUCCAAGCCUUGCCUUACGUUGCACUGUUGAUCGUCAUGCUGUUCUUCAUUUAUGCCGUCAUCGGAAUGCAGCUGUUCGGGAAAAUAGCACUGAACAACGAAGGGUCGGCCAUUGACCGGAACAACAACUUUCAAACGUUUCCGCAAGCCGUGUUGGUGUUGUUCCGCUCUGCGACCGGCGAAGCCUGGCAGAAAAUCAUGUUGGCUUGCAUUCACGCACCGGCUGUCAAGUGUGACGUUCGAAGCGACGAAUUCAAGAGCCAACAAACCAGUUGUGGAUACGACUUCGCCUUCCCUUAUUUCAUCUCUUUCUACGUGCUUUGUUCCUUCCUUAUCAUCAAUUUGUUUGUGGCUGUCAUCAUGGACAACUUUGACUAUCUGACGAGGGAUUGGUCCAUUCUCGGGCCUCAUCAUCUCGAUGAGUUUGUGAGGUUGUGGAGCGAAUAUGACCCAGACGCAAAGGGCCGCAUCAAACAUCUGGACGUUGUGACCUUGCUUCGCAAAAUCUCUCCUCCUCUGGGUUUCGGCAAACUUUGUCCUCACAGAGUCGCUUGCAAGCGCUUGGUGGCGAUGAACAUGCCUCUGAACUCUGACGGAACCGUCAUGUUCAACGCGACUCUGUUCGCUGUUGUGAGAACGUCAUUGCGAAUCAAGACCGAUGGCAACAUUGACGAUGCCAAUGCCGAGCUUCGAGCAGUCAUCAAAAAGUUCUGGAAACGCACGAAUCCUCGGCUUCUCGACCAAAUCAUCCCUCCGCCCGGUAAUGACGACGACGUGACUGUGGGCAAGUUUUAUGCAACUUUCCUGAUCCAAGACUACUUCAGACGAUUCAAGAAGAAAAAGGAGCAGGAGAUGAAGGAACAAGGAGAACGAAGUCGUGAAAAUACUGUCACUUUACAGGCUGGUUUGAGAACAUUGCAUGAGGCAGGACCGGAACUGAAGCGAGCCAUUUCCGGAAAUCUAGAUCAACUGAUUGACGACGACCCGGAGCCGAUGCACAGGGUUUCUCCUGCACAUUCUCUGGAUUACAACCAGAUGAAUCAUCAGCCUGCUGAAACCCGACACCAUUCACUGCACGUCGGAAGUGCCUGGUCGUUGAUCCGGGCCGCGUCGAGGUAUGGGCGUCGUCGGCGGACUGCGGGUGACGAAGACCUGCACUGCCUGCGCCCCCUGCGCCUUGUCACGGGCCCGGACCCGGUACCCAACGACCUCUGCCUGCGCCCGCCGCUUUGCAUCAACGUCGAGAUGUCCGAGGCGUCCUCCACCCCGGACCUGACCCCGACGCCGCCCAUGAUGGAGCUGCUGGGCGUGAAGGGCGGGGAUUGGCGGCACGGCGGCUCCGUGCGCCUCCUCCGUCGCUUCCAUCACCACCGCCCACGAGGCCCGUACUCGUUCGCGAUUGGUCGCUGGGCAGCCGCGCACCUUCCUCACCACCACCACCACGAGCAUCAUCAUCUCGUCGAUGGCCUCAUCUUGGCGCAAACACAAGCACUCGCUGCCGCCGGAUUCCUGCCAGAUAAGGACAUCCCGGUGGCGUCUGGGAAUAAGCGGCGGCUGUCGUCGUCGGCGUCAUCGUCGUCCUUGGGUGGUGUGGCGAAUCCUUGCGAAGUGCGCGUGGAACUCAACGGCGACCCCGACCAUCAGGGAAGUGGCGGCAGUGGGCUUCGUGAGUUGGAGUUGCGCCGCAGUUCGUAUCACAGCCUCGGGGUCGCCUCGCCGGAGAGACUGGCGCCGCCGAUGCAUCCCAGGGCGAGCUCGUUCCACGCUGUCCGAGGAGGACCAACUGGGAAAGAAAGCCAAACAAAUGGACGACUGCCGUAUUCAGCUCCGUCGACACCGAAACCGUGGGACAAAAUUGAGGGUUCUGCUGAAAAUCUUGUUGGAAGAGUGUUGGCACAGCAAGGCCUCGGCAAAUACUGCGACCCCGACUUCGUGCGUGCAGCGUCGCGGGAAAUGGCGGAGGCCAUGGACAUGACGGAGGAGGAGUUUGACCGGGCGGCGCACGAUCUCAUGGUCAGCAUGGCGGACCAGUCGCAACAGCAGCAGCAGCAACAAUCUCCAUCACGCCCCAACAGCGGCAAUGGCAGCAUCACCGCCAAUCUCAACCACCACACCCAGCACCACAACACCCUGUCUUCACCGGUCUCCUCCUCCUCGCCCAAUUCAUUCUCCCCGCUCGGCUCGGAUCUGGAAGCGUCUCCUUUGCACAGCGGCGGCGUUUUCAGCGAACAAUCGGGAUUACCUUCAAGGCCCCUGAGGCGUGGAAGAGGUUCAUUAGCUGCCGGGGGACGAGCACCAAUUGCGUCGCCCGAAGACUCGACGGUUCGUUCGAACCCCUUUUUCCCCGCCUCUUCCGGCAGUGACACGGACACUGACCUCACAUACCAUUCAAGGACGACCAAGUUGUAACAGUCUGCCGAUCUUUUUUUUUUUUUUUUGUAUUGCCACGUGUGAAAAUAUUUAUUGCCGAAGCCACAGCUGUUUCGCCCAAAUCCCCGAAUUUCCAGGAUUCUAUUGUCAAACCCCAUUCCUGUUUUUUUGUUUUGUUGUUUGUCAAGAAAAUUUUAGUCAAUGUGGCGUGGAAAUGCGCGAUCAUUUCUUAGGAAUUUCUGUCACCAAACAAUCUGUGAUGAGACAGCUAUUGUAUUCUUCAUAAACUUCCGAAUUUUGAUUUCUCCUUGAUGUUUUUCUGAAAGACUUUAAUAUACGAGGGAUGGUUCAAGAGUUAUCUAAAGUAAAUUAAAAUGGAGGUUCCCGAUUUUCAAGUCGCACUUCUCACAACGAAACUAUUCUUUUUCUGAAGAUUUCAUUCAACUGCUGUUUGAAUUGAGAAACUUUGUGUUCACGAAGUGUCAUAUUUCAACCUCUACAUCGAGCAUUAUAUAAAUGUGAAGAAAGUGUUUCAUGGAACGUUGUUGUCAGAUCUGAAAUUUUUCCUUGGAGAUAUUUUUCAAUGAUUUGAAGUAUUUCCUUGUGCAGAAACUACCAAAAAAAAAAAAACAAUCAUGCAAAUUAUCCGGUAAUCGUUGGUGAAUUUCAUUCUCGAACAGAGAGUUUAUCAUUUUAAACUUGUUGCCUUGCCUACCUUUCCUUAAAAAUCGAAAUAUUGGUCACAGGAAACAAUCAUCAAAUACUUUGAAAAACAAUGAUAAUGGAAUCGAAACUCUGAUGAGACUCAUGAACCAAGCCUCCCAACAUAAAUUUUAGCUAAUUUAUAGUCCGUUGGAUAAGAAACUGGUUAACCAACACAGGGCACAAGUCAUGGAACACAUUACUGUAGCAUUCAUUUGGUAAUUCAGUACAUUAUUUAAUGUUAAAUCGGAAUUCUGUGCACUUCGGCCUCCAUGAAUUUAUGCUGACUGAAACGAAGCGGACAAUGUUGAUUAUCUCUUACCUCUGCCGCACAAACCGGAAGAACGCCAUGAAGACUUUUGUUCUCGUCCACAGAUGUCGUAUGUAAUGCCCCACUAGUUUUAUCCCUUGCGGCGUCGUUUCUUAUGCGUAAGAAAUUAUGAUAUCCCUCGAGGAUUUUCAUCCAUAGGACUUGAGUGACUUGGCAGUUGUUCAUAUCGUUGAGUGAAUCUCUAGAACAUGUUUCGAAUCAAGUGCCUUGCGAGACGAACCGUCAGAAGUCACUAGCCAGAACGUUUCUUGAUUCAGGUCGAAAUUUGUAGCCUUUCUUACGAUUAAAAGAAAAUUAGCGGUAGAAAUCGAGAUUAUCGUUAGAUUGAGAGAAGAAUGUGAGAAAAUAUAUUCGGGACGCAAGAGCAUCGUUUAAACACGAUGUCGCCAAAAAAAUAGCGGUUCAGAAAAUCUCUGAUUUGAAGGAAAAGAAUUUAGAAGCCGACUUUGACGGAAAGUGUCUUCUGAGUGCCUCAAACGUAUUGUGAUUGAGAGAACAUAUUACCAUGGAAUUUAUUGAGCGUUAAUCCUUGUUACCCGUCGGAGCCAAAAAAAAAAUGUGGCUGUUUGUCCAUUCAAAUUUUCAUCCCGAAUGUAUAGAAUCAAGACAUUCUCUUCCCGAGAACAUUUUGCUCAUUGCCCAACAUUUCGAUUCAUUUUUCUUUAGUUGAAUUGAGUAAGAUUCAUCAGAGCGAGAACUUGCAGUCGAUCGAUUUUUCAGAGAUUUUGAUGAGUCUAAGCUGAGGCAUGGAGGAAAACCUUCGCGAUUCCUGUUCUUGUCAGAAAGUUUCUUUAUUUUAGCACAAAUGAAGAAACAAAUGACAAAUGAUUGGAAUUUUUCUUUUGGUUGAUUUUUUUCCCCCUAUUGGGAAGUUUCACACUUCACACAGGAAACGUUUUCCCUGAAAAUCGCUUGUUGAGUCUUCGAGGCUGUUCCGAGCAGGACGAGUUGUUUCUUCUUGAUUUUCCGCGUUUGCUGCGAUGAGGAAAUAAAUAAAUGGAAUCGAAGAUCGGAAGUAAACGUUUUUGUUUCGUCUUUUUUUUUUUUUUGUGUGAGGCGUAUCUGAGAAAAGCGAGGGGGGAAAAGUUGGCGAAGUACGUGUUUUCUAUUGUUCAGAUUUAUAUGCGAACUUGGGCGCGGAAAAGAAAGCGUGAUGAAGCCAUGAGUGUCGAUGCCUUCAAAAAAUGGCGAAUAAAAUUUUCCCUGGUCAA
Notodromas monacha is the source of this 7752-nucleotide messenger RNA. The record is from the annotation of a GenBank genome assembly. NCBI's taxonomy places the organism in Eukaryota, Metazoa, Arthropoda, Ostracoda, Podocopida, Cyprididae.